AAAAUAAUUCUAAAGAAACAGAAUCCUGUAUAGAGGUCUCAUACAAUAAUAUAGAAAAUWGUUUAAAUGCGGUAUCUAAUGAAAACCAAAACAUUGUUGUAAUCAAUAAAGGAGAUAACCAAAAUAUUGAUCUCAGUAACGGUUUCAGGAGUUUAAUAUCUACUGAUCAAAAUUGCAUAUCUUCAGAUGAAUACACAGUUGAUAACCAUGRCAUUGGUGUUGGCAAUGGUUUAGAAAAUUUUACAUCUAUUGGUGAUAAAAACCAAAACUACAGUCUUCCAGAAGAAACAGUUAAUAAUCUAGCAGAUACCAUGCAAGAAAUUAAUAUUAAUGAUAUUGACUUUGGGAGUUUUGUGUCAGCUGUUCAAAACAAACAGAAAACUCACAUUUCUUCAGAAGUUGGAACACAGAUAUUGAGACAACUUCUUACUUUAAACGCCAGGAGUAAAGAACAAGGUGACUACCUUCAUACAAUCAUGAUGGUUGUAAACAACAUUCAGGAAAAACAAGAUAUUUUAUGCAAACAUACUUCAUCUAUUGUAGUAUCAUCAACUAUUAAUAAUGAUGAGUUUGAAAAUGUUUGUAUAAUAAUGCUUCCAAUAUCAAAUGAGUUAUUAUUAACAAAUUUUAAGGACACUUUGAUUAACAAUAAAGCAUUAUAUGAUAAAAUGGUGAAAAUGUUGGCCAUGAUUGGUGGUUCUAAUUUUAAAGAAUCAGUUAGACGAAUAUUAAGAAAGUUAAUAACCAAUGAUUAUGCUAAGUCU
Diuraphis noxia (Russian wheat aphid) is the source of this 764-nucleotide messenger RNA. RefSeq lists its product as uncharacterized. NCBI's taxonomy places the organism in Eukaryota, Metazoa, Arthropoda, Insecta, Hemiptera, Aphididae. The record is from RefSeq and is a predicted model, not a curated record.